Cuscuta europaea is the source of this 954-nucleotide messenger RNA. The record is from the annotation of a GenBank genome assembly. Lineage: Eukaryota; Viridiplantae; Streptophyta; Magnoliopsida; Solanales; Convolvulaceae.
CGAAAGAAAGAAAGGUUACAUAAUUCAUUAUUUUUUGAAAAAUAACUGUUGGGCCGAGCAUAACAUUCUUCAUUGGAAUGAAGCCCAACCGUAAUGAUUCACUAUAAAUUAUUAUACACCCUAGAAAGAUCGUAUAUAAACUUCACUUCGUCCUUCAGGCGCAACUUCAAUCGACUAUUCGCCCUUCUUCCACUGACAGGCAGGUUGAAGUUUUGAGGAUAACAUCUACCUGAAGGAAAUGUCUGGAGAGGAAGUUGCAGUUGCAGUUCCAGAAGCUGCUGCCCCAGCGGCCCUUGGGGAACCAAUGGACCUAAUGACUGCAUUGCAAUUGGUACUAAAGAAGUCUAAAGCCCAUGGUGGCCUUCUUCGUGGGGUUCGCCAAUGCUCCAAGGCAAUUGGGAAGAACAAAGCACAGCUUUGUGUCUUAGCUGAUGAUUGUGAUCAACCUGAUUACGUCAAGUUGGUGAAAGCACUCUGUGCUGAAAACAAUGUGAAAUUGAUUUCUGUGCCCAGUGCUAAAACUCUUGGGGAGUGGUCUGGUUUGUGCAAGAUUGAUUCCGAAGGAAAGGCAAGGAAGGUGGUCGGUUCCUCUUGUGUUGUUGUGGAGGAUUAUGGUGAAGACCAUGAGGGCUUCCACAUAAUUAAGAACUUGGAGAAGACCAUUUAGAUUAUUAAGCGCAUGUUUUUGGAGUUUAAAAAAUGAAAUGUUCGGAGCGAUUGUUUUAAAGAACUACUUGUUUAGUUUUGCAGUAGAUGAAGGCAUGCUUUUCAUUUGGACUUAUCUAUAUAUCAUUAUCAAGUUUGGUUUUGUUUUCUUUUUGACUUGUUUAGCCGUGGCUUCUUUUCAUUUGGACUUAUCCUUGUACUACCUUGAGAGUUGAGACAACAAAUCUAAUACUUUAUAGUAUCAUUUUUUUCGAUGAUUGAACUUGUCCUAUAAUAUGAUUGACACCC